AUGCUGCUAAGUAAACUAGAUGGUGACAGUGUGCUGCUAAGUAAACUAGAUGGUGACAGUUUGCUGCUAAGUAAACUAGAUGGUGUCAGUUUGCUGCUAAGUAAACUAGAUGGUGACAGUAUGCUGCUAAAUAAACUAGAUGGUGACAGUAUGCUGCUAAAUAAACUAGAUGGUGACAGUUUGCUACUAAGUAAACUAGAUGGUGACAGUUUGCUGCUAAGUAAACUAGAUGGUGACAGUGUGCUGCUAAGUAAACUAGAUGGUGACAGUUUGCUGCUAAGUAAACUAGAUGGUGACAGUAUGCUGCUAAGUAAACUAGAUGGUGACAGUUUGCUACUAAGUAAACUAGAUGGUGACAGUAUGCUGCUAAAUAAACUAGAUGGUGACAGUGUGCUGCUAAGUAAACCAGAUGGUGUCAGUUUGUUACUAAGUAAACUAGAUGGUGACAGUUUGCUGCUAAGUAAACUAGAUGGUGACAGUAUGCUGCUAAGUAAACUAGAUGGUGACAGUUUGCUACUAAGUAAACUAGAUGGUGACAGUAUGCUGCUAAAUAAACUAGAUGGUGACAGUGUGCUGCUAAGUAAACCAGAUGGUGUCAGUUUGUUACUAAGUAAACUAGAUGGUGUCAGUUUGUUACUAAGUAAAUUAGAUGGUGAUAAUUUGGUGCUAAGUAAACCAGAGUGA
Molecule: messenger RNA, 684 nt
Organism: Limulus polyphemus (Atlantic horseshoe crab)
Lineage: Eukaryota; Metazoa; Arthropoda; Merostomata; Xiphosura; Limulidae
Exons: 1
Coding region: 1-684 (227 amino acids)
Source: RefSeq, a predicted model, not a curated record